ACCGAUCUGGGCAUCAAAAUAUGCGUGUAUAUAUUUAUAUAUUAUUUCUGCUAACAUCAUUGAUUUCCUAUGGAUAUGGAACAGGAGAGCAAGAGGAGCAAAAUCCAAAUGAUCCAAAAUACCAAAAUAUGGCCGAAGAAGUAGUACGUUUCCACUUGAAUGUAACGAAACAGGAUACGAAACAAGUAACAGUGUCUAAGGUUACGACACAAGUAGUGGCAGGACUCCUCACUAGAAUACAAUUCCGUGUUUUCCUCGUCCACGGUAAAUCGGCAAUGUGCAAUUCCGAAAUAUGGGACCAAACUUGGAAAAAUUUAAGAGUUGUAACUUAUAACUGUGACUCGCUGUUUUCCAAUAAACGACUAAACUCCAGAGUCAAUUCUCGACUGGCAGUAACACGGGACCCUAAAAAUCCCAAAUACCUAAAUUUAGCAAAUGAGGCUCUUGAUAUUAUCUUUAAAACUCCAGGCAGUAAAAUUUUUAACAAAGAAGAUAUAAAAUCAGUAUCUGUAACAAGUGCAAACGUAAAGAUAGGUUCACAAAUAACAAAUGCCCUUGUUUUCGAUGUUACCACUCUCAAUAAUGGUCAAUUUGAAUGUGAGGGUGUAGUUUUGGAAUCACCAUGGAAAACAGUAGAUAUGAUUGAUGUUACUAAUGUUAAUUGUGAUAUCAGUAAAGGAAAUGCUACAAAAGGUCUCCUUAUGAGGCAGUCAGGUAAAAAACAGAUUGGCGGCCAAGUGCGUCAAAACCCUAAAGACUUUAAAUAUAAACGGUUAGCGGAAGAAUCUUUUAAAAGGUACCUUCACUCGCACCCCAGCGUUACCAUAAGCGUUAAGAAACUAAUAGUCGACAAAGUAACCACCCAAGUGGUAGCUGGAACCAUGAUACGCAUUGAUUUCCAUGUUGAUCCUAUCAAAGGGUCGACAUUUCCUUGCAAAUCUGAAAUUUGGGAAAAAGUUAAUGAUAAAUUAGAUUUUAACGUGAUGUGUCAAUUGAAUGAGAAGAAAUCAGGUGGUCAAAUAGAACAAGAUCCCAAAAAUCCUAAGUAUCAAAAAUUUGCCGAAGAAUCUUUCAAAAAGUAUCGACGUGAUCAUAUUGGUCUUCUUUUUACAGUUAAAGAGCUUAAGGUGAUAAAAGUAACCACUCAAGUAGUUAAAGGAAUAAUUACUCGACUUGAUUUCAAAGCCAUUCCUACCAAAGGCAAUGUAUUACAAUGCCAUUCUGAGAUUUUAGAUCAACGAUGGCUACAAAAUAAAGAUAUUAAAGUGAAUUGUUUCUCACAUUCCAAACUAACGCUAUCUAAAUCUGCCAGCAAGCUGGAAGAUGAAGGGGUUUUUAACAUAAUAGAUGAAGCAAUUACCGAUUACUUUGAAAAUUUUGAUACUAAGCAAUGGACAGUUGAGAACAGCGCGAUUAGGAGUUUUAACAAAAUACGGACUCCUUAUGGUAAAGAAUAUAUUAGUUAUUCUAAAGUGGACGUAUUCGCAUCCAACAGUUACGGUGAUUACAGUUAUUACAAUUGCAGUGCCGUUUUUGCUACAAAUAAACGGCAUGAAAAAAUCCUAAUUGGCGUAAAUUGUAACAAACAUACAUCGCUGAUGGAUGGAACUCAUUGGAGGGAUCCUUCUGAUAAGAUGUAUUUAACUUUAGCCAAAAAAGCGAUAAAACAAUACAUUAGAAUUACAAAAAACAAGGUUGGACUGAAAGGAAAGUACGACGUCGUAGUUACUUUCGCUGUCAGUAGUUUAGCCGCAGGAAGGUGGUAUGCCAUAAAUUUCGUGGUUCGACCGCUAAAGGUGAAUGUAAAAGGAUUGAAGUGCUAUACACAUGUUUGGGAAGACUUGAAAGGAAAACAGACAAUCACUGAAGUGACUUGUGAUUAUAAUAAUACAAAUCAAAAACGGUUCAAAACGUUGAAAUUAUAG
Messenger RNA from Cydia strobilella, 1925 nucleotides. RefSeq lists its product as uncharacterized. The record is from RefSeq and is a predicted model, not a curated record. Lineage: Eukaryota; Metazoa; Arthropoda; Insecta; Lepidoptera; Tortricidae. The transcript is spliced from 2 exons. Bases 21 to 1925 code for a protein of 634 amino acids. Gene Ontology annotation, molecular function: cysteine-type endopeptidase inhibitor activity.